UAAACGAACCAAUCAGAGCUACAGGAGAGUGUCUCACGCUUCACUUGGAGACCACCCCCUACAAUGGAGCUUGCGCUUUUCUCCGUCUCUGCAGCCGUUCUGUUUUCGCUUCACAUACCAGCUUCUCCGCCUUGGAAGUGGGGUCCUUCUUCUUUGUCUCAACUCCCCAAAUCUUGCCAUAGCAAGGGUUGAACGGCGAGGACCGGAAGUGUGCGCAGCAGCGGCGGGUCCCCAGGCAUCGACACCGGAAGUAGCAAGUGCUGCUGAAUUGCGCGCGCUGCGCUAUGGCGGCGAUCCCCCCAGACUCCUGGCAGCCGCCCAAUGUGUACUUGGAGACCAGCAUGGGAAUCAUUGUGCUGGAGUUGUACUGGAAGCAUGCUCCAAAGACCUGUAAGAAUUUUGCAGAGUUGGCACGUCGAGGUUACUACAAUGGCACCAAAUUCCACAGAAUCAUCAAAGACUUCAUGAUCCAGGGAGGUGACCCAACGGGGACAGGUCGAGGUGGUGCAUCUAUCUACGGCAAGCAGUUUGAAGAUGAACUUCAUCCAGACUUGAAAUUCACGGGGGCCGGAAUUCUCGCAAUGGCCAAUGCGGGGCCAGACACCAACGGCAGCCAAUUUUUUGUGACCCUAGCCCCUACCCAGUGGCUUGAUGGCAAACACACCAUUUUCGGCCGUGUGUGCCAGGGUAUAGGAAUGGUGAAUCGAGUAGGAAUGGUGGAAACGAACUCCCAGGACCGCCCUGUGGAUGAUGUGAAGAUCAUUAAGGCAUACCCUUCUGGGUAGGCUUGCUGCUUUCUUGGGCACACUCAGGUCCUCUGAGAUGGCCUCGGUGAACCAGCUUCCAGAUGACCUAGAAUGACACAUACUUAAACUUCAUUUUGGCCUUGCAAAUCACAGAGCUAAGGAGACCUAGGGUCUUGGGUGAGUUAGAGAUGGAAGUAUAUUUUUAUUUUCUUUUAUUUAAAUAAUUUUUCUAAAUUUUAUUUUAGAGAGAGAGAGAGCACGCUCACAAGUGCGGGAGAGGGGCAGAGGGAGGGAGAGAGAGAGAAUCCCAGGCAAGGUCCACACUCAGCGCAGAGCCCAACGUAGGGCUCGAUACAAUGAACCUGGGAUUGUGACCUGAGCCAAAAUCAAGAUCUGGACGCUCAACCACUGAGCCACCCAGGCGCCCCGGAAGUAGAUUUUAAUAGGAUGCUUCUUUUCUCUUCCCCCGGUGCCUCUGUUGACAGAGCAUUCACAGAAAUGCUCAUAAGUAGUCAUUCACAGGGAACUGCCUAUUGCCAAUGAGCCCCUCCUUGGUUGUGUCUGUUCUGAUACACUUGGAACAAACUGCAGCCGGCUCUGUCAUUUCGUGGUGCCUAACCAAACUUCUUCCUGCAGAGAUUUAUAUUCUGGCCUACACCGCAGUCUUCGGUGGCUGACAGCCACAGAAUUCAAAACCAAGUAGUGUCUAUCAGCCUUCUUAACUCCAUGCGCACCCUAUUUCAGUCUCCUACAUUUGUUCUUCCAGGGAAUGUAUGCAUCUCUAUAUAUAUUUUCCCUCUCAAAACCAGAACAUCAACACUGCUGUUUCUGACACUUAGACAUCCCACGCAAAGCCACGUUGGAUUUUUGCCAAAUGAAAAAUGCAUCCAACAAUCAAGUUUCUAAGAAGGUGUCAAGUGG
Panthera uncia (snow leopard) is the source of this 1667-nucleotide messenger RNA. RefSeq names its product peptidylprolyl isomerase like 1 (gene PPIL1). Gene Ontology annotation, cellular component: catalytic step 2 spliceosome. Gene Ontology annotation, molecular function: peptidyl-prolyl cis-trans isomerase activity. The transcript is spliced from 4 exons. The record is from RefSeq and is a predicted model, not a curated record. Bases 285 to 785 code for a protein of 166 amino acids. Gene Ontology annotation, biological process: protein folding; protein peptidyl-prolyl isomerization. Lineage: Eukaryota; Metazoa; Chordata; Mammalia; Carnivora; Felidae.